This is a messenger RNA of Papaver somniferum (opium poppy), 2055 nucleotides long. RefSeq lists its product as uncharacterized. The coding region runs from base 1309 to 1875 and encodes 188 amino acids. The transcript is spliced from 2 exons. The record is from RefSeq and is a predicted model, not a curated record. NCBI's taxonomy places the organism in Eukaryota, Viridiplantae, Streptophyta, Magnoliopsida, Ranunculales, Papaveraceae.
UUCUUCUUCUUCUUCUUCUUCUUCUUCUUCUCUAUUCCUCUUCUUCUCCUCUCUGUCGAUCUCAGUUCAGAAGAACUGAGUUAUUCAGUGUGAUUUUUCCUAGAAAAUUAGUAAGCUCGAUGAAUCGAAGAAGAUGAAGCUAGAACUGAAAUUUUUAAGCUUCAGGAUAAGAAGAAGGCGACGUAAAUCUUGAAUUGAAGUUAGGGUUUCUGAAGUUAGGGCUCGUAUAGAACUGAUGAUGAUAUAGUGUCGUUGAUGGAUGAAGAACUAAGGGGUUGAUAUUGAUUUGACUAGGUGAAGCUGUUGUGUUGAAGAAUCAAAUAGAAAAGGUAAAUCAUAGUUUUAAUUUAGGUUCUUAAUUUACUGAAAUUUCUGUAUGAAGUUGUUAUAUUUUGGUUAAUUGUUGAUAGGUUAGUUUUAUUUGAAGUAGAGAUAGAUGUGUGAGAUUCAAUUUGAGUUCCCAAGGAAGUAGAGUCUUAAAUUAGAGUUUUGGUAAAUUGAGGAUGAAGUUGGGUUUUUCCGUUAGUUUGAGCUACAUGAAGAAGAGUUAGAUGUUGUUGGAGGUUGGGGUCAGAAGAGGAUGUUGAUGAAAGUAAAGUUUGUAAUGAGUUUCAGUGUAGACAAUGGUUGUGGUGUUGUUGAAUUGUAUUGGUGAUAAACUGAGACAGUUGCAGGUGUAAUUGUAAGUUAUAGUGGGAGUGGUCUUAGCUGAAAUGGCAGUGGUACUGGUUGUGUUUGUUUCUGGUGGUGAUGUUUGCAUCUGAAGUUGUAGGUGGUGCAGGUUUGGUUAAGUACAGAGUAUUGUGAAUGGUGGUGGAGAUGAAGAUAAUCUUAAUUGGUUGCUGGUGUAGUUUAGAUUAGUUUUGAACUACAUAGGAUUCUGAAGUUACUUAUGUGCAGGGGUUAAUAGAGUUUGAGUAAUGUUGAACUGGUGGAGGCAGAGAGGAACUGGAAGUGGUGAACUGUGUUGCAAGUGGAGACAGUUGUAAUAGACCUAUAGAUCCUAGGAUGUGAUCUCCCGUAAUCAACCGAAUCUCGGGAUCAAUAACAAGAGUUUCAUAAUUGAGUAUGAAAACUGUAACAGGAUGUUGAUCUCCAUUCGGAUUUGGAUAUGUAUGUAAUAGACCUAGAUAAACAUGAUACUUCUUAUCGCAAUUUAGAUCUCUAUCUGCGUGUAACUUUUCAGUUGAGUAACUAACAGCUUCACCAUCUAGAUUUCCUAACGAAACCAUCACCUUUCACACAUAUCUCCUUCUUUACUACAGUAGUUUUUACCAGCGGUUUGCCGCCAACUAACGACACUGAAAGAUGGUGAUGGUUUCGUUAGGAAAUCUAGACGGUGAAGCUGUUAGUUACUUAACUGGAGAGUUACACACAAAUAAAGAUCUAAAUCGCGAUAUGAAAUAUCAUGUUUAUCUAGUUCUAUUAUGUACAUAUCCAAAUCCGAAUGGAGAUCAACAUCUUGUUACAGUUUUCAUACUCGAUUAUGAAACUCUUGUUAUUGAUCCCAAGAUUCGGUUGAUUACGGGAGAUCACAUCCUAGAAUGUAUAGGUUAUAUACGUGAGGAAAAGGCUCUUAUAAAAGAGGAUUAUUUGCUUAAUCUGUCAGAAUUUAAAAAAUAUAUUAGUGAUGAUGCAGCUCCCAGGGAUUCGGGACUUGACGUUAUUGAAUCCGGACUAGUUAACCGGCAAGAGGCUUUUCAGAUCAACAGAGUUAGGACUUCAAGUUAUAAGGCUGUGUUAAUGGGUACUUGCAGUGUGUUGUUUACGAGAGGAUCCCUUCGACAAUUCUCACUUACCAAGCUUCUGAUGAUCCAGUGUACAGUGGUGACAGGUCUGUUGUUGAAUUUACGAGCCAAGAAGAAGCUUUUGUAAAAUUUAUUGCAAACUAUGUUGACGAUGCAUCCAUACAGGGAUAACCGGAAAAGUGUCAUGUUUUAAGUUUUGUAUUUAACUUAUUGUCACAUGACGAAUUAUGAUGUUGACUUACUAUUAUACUUAAAAAUCUUGAACAUUAUAUUCAACAGCAUUAAGGCACCAUCUAUUAACAUGCAA